CUUUAGGGGAGUUUGUUGUUGCUUCUGCUCGGCACGUGGGUUUUGCGUUCACGUUUUUCUCUCAGAAUAAGUACACGGCUGCAGACGUUUUCGUGGCGGAUCUGCUGGUAGACGAGAGACUGGUUGUGACAAGGGAAGUGUUCGUAUGAAGGCGGAAAGUCAGGUUGUCUGAAUGUUAGAUGAACUACACUGACAAUGGAGUAUCCACUUACCAUGCAGGAGGACCCAAAGGCUGGCAGAGGCCCCGUUGUAGGAACCACAUUGAAACACAUGUAUGUAAAGCUGAAAGAGGAGGCCUGUGAUUGGGAACUUGGUGAAAUCCGACCUGUCAUUAUCCAGACAUGGACAGUUAAAGAGGAGGUGUAUGACCCUGAAUAUAAGUUUAUAAAAGAAGAGGCUUUUGAGCAAAGGUGCCUCCCCAUCAAAGAUGAAAUUCUAAUUCCGACAUCCACGAAUCUCCUAUGUGACUAUAGUUCUAGUAGAAUUAAAUGUGAAGUCCCUGACCAUGUUUGUCUGCCUAUUCAAGGGGAGCAUUCUGAAGAAGAAUUUACCCCAGUUAAAAAGGAGGCAUCUGGUGCUGUACCGGUGUGCAUCAAAGAGGAAAGCUGUGAAUAUGAAUUGGGCUGCUUUCAAAUACAACACCACAAACGUGGGAAUAUUCUAAAGGAAGAGACUUCUAAGUUGGUAUCUAACCUGGGUGGGAGUCAAGCUGCUGAUUUGGGGUCAAUACAGUUACAGAAGAAAGAAUUAAUGGAAGAAGAGGAAGAGUUUUACAAAAGAGACCAGCGAGUGAAUCCUGUCCAUCAGCCUUUCAUAACACAGAUGACUUGGAAGUAUUGUGGGACAGAUGUUCCUAAGAAUCGUAUCAGAUUGACAGCCUCACUCAGUCAUGAUCGUGAACAGGUAUUUGCUUCAUUUGAACUCUCCCAACAUGCCCAGCUGUCCAACUCAAAGAGCAUCAACUGCAGUCUGUCUACAUCAGAAAAUAGCACCAGUCAACCAGCAACCAUGAAUAUUGUCAGUGUAGUCCCCAACAAGAGAAAAUAUACAUGUACGCACUGUGGAAAAAGCGUAGCAGAUAGACACUCAUUAAGGCAACAUCAGGGAAUUCACACAGGAGAUAAGCCAUAUUGCUGCACUGUGUGUGGAAAAAAGUUUACAUUCAAAACAGCCCUUCGAAGUCAUCGGUGGACUCACUCUAAAGAGCGGCCCUACUAUUGCGAUGAAUGUGGAAGGGGUUUCGUCAAUCGCAACAGUCUUAAUGAACAUAGAAGAGUUCACACUGGAGAGAUGCCAUAUGGUUGUGCUAAAUGCGGAAGGAGGUUCAUGACAAAUUCUCAGCUUCAGUCACAUCUGAAUAGCCACUGUCAAAUCAAGUACCAUUGUGCCAAAUGUGGAAAGCGAUUCCCACAAAAGAAUGAACUUGAAGAACACCUGUUGAGCCAACAUGCCUUUCUUUUUCAUUACUGUGCUAAAUGUGGAAUGAGGUUUUUAGAUAAAAUUUCUCUUCAGACCCACCGAAAUGUUCAUCUAAAGAAGUUGGUUUUCUGUAAAGAAUGUGGGAAAGGAUUUACUUUUAAAGCAAAUCUUCUCCGGCACCAAAGAUUUCAUUCAGGGAAGAAACCACAUGUCUGUACUGACUGUGGAAAAGCUUUCUCACAAAAAAACGAUUUGCAGCUCCACGAAAUACAGCAUUCAGAAGAUAAACCAUAUUGUUGUGCUACUUGUGGAAAGAAGUUUGCAGGAGAGCAUCAGCUUCAGGAUCAUGAGAAAGUUCAUACUGGAGAAAAGCCAUACUGUUGUACUUUAUGUGGAAAGGCAUAUGCUAAGAAAAAGCACCUUCAUCAACACCAGGAGGGUCACACUACUGAGAAGCCAUUUGAGUGUCUCAAAUGUGGACAGAGGUUUUCACUAAAGCGUGGCCUUCAAAGUCAUGUGAAAAUUCACAGUGGAGUGAAGCCAUAUCAUUGUGCCGAAUGUGGUAAAAGCUUCACGCGGCGUGAUGUGCUUAUCCGCCAUCAAAUGACUCACACAGAAGAAAAGCCAUUCUGUUGUACUGAAUGUGGAAAGCGGUUUAUACGUAAAAGUCAACUUCUGACACACCAAAGACGUCACUCAGAAGAGAAUCAAGUGUAAUAUUGGGUUGUCUGCAAUACUUACUAACCUUUAGUGAGAGAGAAAAAUUCAAAGUAACAACCUUUAGAUCUAUCCAUCCAUUUUCCAACCCGCUGAAUCCGAACACAGGGUCACGGGGUUCUGCUGGAGCCAAUCCCAGC
Molecule: messenger RNA, 2276 nt
Organism: Polypterus senegalus (gray bichir)
Lineage: Eukaryota; Metazoa; Chordata; Cladistia; Polypteriformes; Polypteridae
Product: gastrula zinc finger protein XlCGF26.1-like
Exons: 3
Coding region: 196-2136 (646 amino acids)
Biological process (GO): regulation of DNA-templated transcription
Molecular function (GO): RNA polymerase II cis-regulatory region sequence-specific DNA binding; DNA-binding transcription factor activity, RNA polymerase II-specific
Source: RefSeq, a predicted model, not a curated record